Phycomyces blakesleeanus NRRL 1555(-) is the source of this 1287-nucleotide messenger RNA. RefSeq lists its product as hypothetical. The annotation marks the transcript as partial. The record is from RefSeq and is a predicted model, not a curated record. NCBI's taxonomy places the organism in Eukaryota, Fungi, Mucoromycota, Mucoromycetes, Mucorales, Phycomycetaceae. Gene Ontology annotation, molecular function: transmembrane transporter activity. Gene Ontology annotation, cellular component: membrane. The transcript has 4 exons. Gene Ontology annotation, biological process: transmembrane transport.
UUUUUUGACAAGUCUUCUCUUAAUUACUCUGGCGUGUUAACUAUCAAAGCCGACACUGGUAUUACAAGUGCUCAGUAUGGAUGGCUUGGAUCUAUCUUUUAUCUCGGAUACCUUCUAUUCCAGGGUCCCAAUGCAAUUCUUCUUCAAAGAGUUCCUAUAUCUAAAUAUAUGGGAUCACUGAUUAUAAUCUGGGGUGUAGUCCUCACUGUAACCUCAGAAGGAAAAAACUUUUCUCAACUCGCGGCCCUUCGUUUUCUUUUGGGUUUCUUUGAGGCUGGAAUCUACCCAUGUUGUAUCAUGUUGAUCAGUUCAAUGUACCGUCGCACAGAACAGUCUGUUAGAAUUGGUGUCGUUUACAUUUGCAACGGUAUUGCAAUGGCUGUUGGUGGCCUUGUAAGUUACGGCAUUGGUCACAUGGAAAAUGUUCUUGGAAAGAGUUCUUGGCAAUGGAUCAUGAUCAUUCUUGGUUCAGUCACAAUUCUAUUUGGCGUAAUAUGCUUUUUCUGCCUAAUCGACAACCCCAGAUCUCGUUUCCUUCGGCUCACGCCCGAACAAAAAGAAGUUGUUGAUGCCCGCCUAAGAGACAAUUCAGUCGUACGAACAACUGAAAUUAAGUACAGCCACAUGCUUGAAUCACUCCGAGAGCCCCGCUUUUACUGCUUCAUUUUAUCUUCUCUUCUCAUCAACUUCCAAAACGGUGCACUGAGUACUUUCAGCGCAAUUAUCACAGCUGGAUUUGGGUUUUCGAGUCUUAAUGCCAUUCUUCUUUCAGUACCAUCCGGGGUAGUGGAUUGCAUAUACAUUGCCUUUGCUGUUUGGUUCAACCGUCGUUAUGGCCAUACAAUCUAUACCAGCUGUGUACUUCUUGCUAUCUCUGUACUUGGUCUCAUUCUACUUAUCGUAAUUCCUAAGCCUCAAGUCAAGUUGCUUGGUCUUUACAUGUGCUGGUCUUAUGCUGCUGCAUAUACCCUCAUUUUGGUAUCAGUGGCAAACAAUGUUGCUGGCUAUACAAAAAAGAUCUUUUACAGCACUGGAAUGAUGGUGAUGUACACAUUUGGAAACUUUAUUGGUCCCCAAAUGAUGGUUUCAUGGCAAGCACCUCUUUACCUUGGUGGUAUGAUCGGAUACAUGUGUGCCAACGCAGUUUGUAUUGGUCUUCUCCUACUGGCUCGUUACUACAUGAUGAAAUCGAACCGCGAACGCCUCGCCAACCCGAGUAAAGAUGAGAUCGACGUUAAUGAUGAUCUGACUGAUAUCCAAAACCCAAACUACAUUUACCGUCUAUAA